Molecule: messenger RNA, 2294 nt
Organism: Mercenaria mercenaria
Lineage: Eukaryota; Metazoa; Mollusca; Bivalvia; Venerida; Veneridae
Product: leucine-rich repeat-containing protein 74A-like
Exons: 12
Coding region: 219-2129 (636 amino acids)
Molecular function (GO): protein binding; calcium ion binding
Source: RefSeq, a predicted model, not a curated record
AAUAAAACACGAUUUAUGUAACAUGCCUGCAGGCAAGUCAUGUACAUAAGUCCAAAAUAAAAGAAAAGGAAUAGUUUUACCAUCUUGACGACGAAAUUAGGAUUUCUUACAACUGAAAAAAAAAAAAAAGAAAUAUGUGAAAAUUAUCUAAACAACAGAAAAAAGUGCUUACAGUAGAUGUAUCUUAAAUAAUUUGAACAAAGACAAUUUACGGUAACAUGAAAAAAGUGAAAAGACUGAAGAAAACGGAGGCAGGGACAGUUGAUAAAAGUUCAACUGAGGACAAAGUUGAACAAAUUAACGUUGACAGUGACAGCAGUUUGGAGUAUGAUACAGAGCUUGAAGAAAAUGAGGAAAUUCUUUCACAAAGAGAUGUACAGAAACAGAAAAACCAAUAUGAAGAAAAUUUUGGGAUUGGUCACGUGUCAUAUGAGGAAGCAUGCAAGAGUCUAAAUAUAGUUCCAAUUCGAAGGAUCUCGGAACAACUUCCGCUUAACGGUAUGCGUCUGCAGCACGUUGGGAUGAAUAGUGGACAAUGCAAAGCUCUGGCCUGUGCAUUUUGGCACAAUACAUGUUUGGAGAGUUUAGAUUUAGAGGACAAUGGUCUGACUGGCGAAGACUUGGUACCAAUCAUAAACGGGUUAAGGAGCAACAUACAUAUCUCCAGUCUGAGUUUAUCAGAAAAUGAAGUACAAGUGGUCGGUGCAAUGGCUCUUGACGAGGUUCUACGAGAAACCACGUGGCUUACGCAUCUUAAUCUCUCUGGUACAAAGUUAGGGAAUAAGGAGACAGAAUUCAUAGCAGCCGGGUUACAGAAUAACAACAGCAUUAGAUGGUUAGAUCUUAGUCAUAACAACAUAGGUACAAACGGUAGUAAGAAAUUAGGAAGAGCAAUCGGUGACACAGAAUCCUUACAGUCUUUGAAUCUUAGCUGGAACCAUAUAAGAAUGGAAGGUGCCGUUGGUAUAUUAAAGGGACUGCAGAAAAAUAGUUCUUUAAUCAACUUGGAUCUUAGUAUGAAUGGACUUGGAUUUGAAGGAAGUCUCGCACUGGAGGAGACUUUGCGAGAAAACAGGUGCCUGAAGUUUUUUGAUGUCAGCAACAAUAGAAUUAACUGGGAGGGGGUAUCAUACGUAGCAAAGGGACUAAGAAAGAAUGGAACACUCCAGAUGCUCAAGAUUGGAAGUAAUCCUAUUAACAUGGAAGGAUGUUAUGAACUGUUAAAAGCGGCUGCACAUAGAAGGAGCAAAGUCAUGCAUAUAGCGCUUGAUAACGUUCCAGUGAAUGGUGCUGUACUUACAGUAGCAAAUGAGAUAAUGAAGAUGCGACAAUUCACUAUCACACACGGGGGAGUGCUCGAUACAAGGGACGUUGUUGGUAUAAGGAAAGAGAAACCAGAAGACCCUAUAACGCUUGUUGUGCGUUACCUAGCAUCAGUUGGUAUCCGUAUUAUCGAUUUAUUCCGGAUGUUUGACUCUGAUAACGACGGACAGGUUUCAAAGAGAGAAUUCAUCCGCGGACUGAAGAGAGUUGGGGUGCCUCUGCCGGACCGCGAUCUUGUAAACGUGGCAACAAGGCUUGAUAAAAGCAAGAAAGGCUAUAUUAGUUAUGGUCUUCUGUCAAAUGGAGUCAGGAAUCAUAUACGUGAAGAACGUAAGGAAGACAAACGACAGGAGGUCAAAAAACGGAACAGAUUAGAAGAGCGCAGGCGCAUACUUCAAACGGAACUUCCGGAAAUUUACAAAAGAACUUAUGAAGAUGAUUUAUUUAUGUUCUAUGCUUCGCAAUCUUCGGCAAAUCUAGGGUCAACACUCCGAAGCUCUACAAACAGUAUGCAUAGCCUGAACGGUGGGCAAGUCGUCAGUCUACCUGCCAUAGAGUCUGGAAGUUCUUCGCAUGUAUCAAACAAUGGUUUUAACGACUCACCACAGACGUCAUACGCUGACAGCAAUCAGCCUACGGAAUCAGAAAGCAAUAUUGUAGCACCGCGGUCUUUGAGGUCUAAAAGAAACUCCUUGCCUGCGAACAUAAAAUCAAAUGACUUUUUACGCUAUAUUCAUUCAUAUCUUGAACGAAAAAAGACUCAAGCAAAUAUUGACACGUCCAUAGCUUCAAAUGUAAACGUUUAGCAAAUUAAUUCUGUUAAAUUGUGAACACAUAAGUAACACUUAUGUAUGAUGGCAUAUUUCUGCCACGAGAUAGCUAGGUAGCUAUCACGAUAACUUGCAAACUUUCCAGGAAAUGUGUGCACUUUUUCUGAAAACAUUUCAGAAAUAAAUAAUAUUUUCAAGACA